Messenger RNA from Engraulis encrasicolus (European anchovy), 2927 nucleotides. RefSeq names its product zinc finger protein 704 (gene znf704). Gene Ontology annotation, cellular component: nucleus. The coding region runs from base 625 to 2271 and encodes 548 amino acids. The record is from RefSeq and is a predicted model, not a curated record. Gene Ontology annotation, biological process: regulation of transcription by RNA polymerase II. Gene Ontology annotation, molecular function: DNA-binding transcription factor activity; RNA polymerase II cis-regulatory region sequence-specific DNA binding. Lineage: Eukaryota; Metazoa; Chordata; Actinopteri; Clupeiformes; Engraulidae. The transcript is spliced from 9 exons.
AGCGGGAGUCAGGGAGCGCUGUCGGUCGGGGUUUGUUUGCUUAUUUUUAAGGAUAUAGUUGGCCCUACAUAAACCUGUAAGCAAAACUAGAUAUAUGAACAUUACCACAUCUAUUACAUUGUCAUUAUUGGUAUUUGCCAUUCUUGAGUGCUUGUUUGAGGUGCGAGUCCUGGUGCUUAGACCUCGGUCCAGCAUAUAGCGCACCAUUCCGUGUUUUUGACCGCUCUGGCAAGCUUAAAGGAACGGCUAGAAAAAUAAACAGGUCGAAUGCAGAAAAGAUCCGUUGCCGGUCGGAUGGGGGGAACGAGACAAGGAGAAACUGGUCGCUUGCAUGCAUCCGGUGGAGUAUAGAUUGUUUAUCAGUUAAUUUCGCAAAACAAUUUCUCGAUUUCGCUUGCGCUUUGAAGGUUGUAAUGCGGACAAGGAAGCCGCCGCGCUCGAAUAUGUUACGACUGUCUAGUGUUCCGUUUUUGCUUUCAGGCUGCUUAGUUGGUCCGUUGUGGUUCUGCUAUUUUUACGUUACCGAUUGUUUGUGUUAAUUCGAGCCAUUGAGUCGGUGCGAAAUAAGCGGUUUAACAUUUAAAACAGUGAAGGAAGGGGGUCGGUUGCUGUGUCUAUAUCGCUAUGCAUACGAGGCGCCUGGUGAAGCGCUCCAUCAUUGGCAGCCGUGUCUAUGCGCCCUGUCCAGCGGGGGACGCGGCGCCUCUGACGGGGGUGGUCCAGGCGGUGAAGCAGGAGAACAGAGAAGCGGUCGGUGGAGGUGGUGGCGGCGGCGGGGGAGCCCGGCGUAACGUUUACACGGUCCUCAUGCAGGACGGGAGCCUCAAGGAGUACACCGAGGACGAGCUGGCGAUGGGCACGAGUCAGAUGGCUGCGAAAGGACCGCUCAAGUCGAGUUUGAAGAGCUCUUGUAACGGACGGGAUGGUCUAGGCCACCACCAGAACGGUGGAGGAGGUGGUGGAGGGGGAGCCCAGAAGAGCGAGAGCCUGAGCCCUGAUGCGGAUGCUGGGGAGGAGCAGAGGAGGCCUCCCCCUGGGCGUCUGCCUGGAGCUGGAGGAGGAGGAGGAGGAGGAGAGGCGGGGGACAUGACCCGUUCUGUGUCACUGCUGGAGCAGAAACGCAAGGAAGUGUCCUGCAGUAUCGACGUGCCCCAUGCCAGGAGGUCUGAGGAGGAGGUGGACAUGGAUAAGGUGACUGCCGCCAUGGUGCUCACCAGCCUCUCCACCAGCCCCCUCGUCAGGAGCCCACCUGUCAGGACCAGCGACGGUCUAAACGGCUCCUGGAAGGACGGCUCGAGCUACAGCAGCGGUAGCAGCGGCGGCUACUGGAGUUGGAGCGCCCCCAGCGACCAAUCGAAUCCCUCCACGCCCUCCCCGCCCCUCUCGGCCGACGCCCUCAAGCCCUUCCGCAUGCCCAGCCUGGGGCCUGCGCCCGACGACACCCUCGAUGACCACGACAGCAGCAGCCUGCUCUUCGACGAGCCAAUCCCACGCAAGCGCAAGAACUCCAUGAAGGUGAUGUUCAAGUGCCUGUGGAAGAACUGUGGGAAAGUGCUGAGCACAGCAGCCGGCAUCCAGAGACACAUACGCACCAUACACCUCGGGCGUAACUGUGACUCGGAGUGCAGUGACGGAGAGGAGGAUUUUUACUACACGGAGAUCAAGCUCAACACAGACUCAGUGGCCGAUGGUCUGGGGGGGUUGUCUCCCGCCUGUGGACCCCCCCAAUCUGCCACCCUGAGCCCGCUCUCAGGAGGGUGCACUCUCUCGGACCAACGGCGGGCUGACCCCAACCUCUCCUCCUCCGUCUCUUCCUCCACCACCGCCAGCACUACAGGGGUCAAAGGUGAAUCUGGUGGCCAUGGGAACAGCAAUAGCACUCCUCUCAGCCGUUCGGCACCCAGCACUCUGUACCUGGUGCACACGGACCAUGCCUACCAGGCUACUGCGCCGAUGAGCAUCCCCUCAUCCAACAGCUUCAACCCCACGUCCAGCGCCAGCAUCAGCAUCUCCUGGCAGUCACCACCCGUCACAUUUACUGGCAGAUCAGCCUCUCCACCGCACACACACACACGUUCGCAGGGAUUUGGAGAACAGCAACGCUCACACACCAUCGCCACCCUAUCCUCUCCUCCCCGAGCCACCAGCUCACUCAGUAGGAAGUCCCGUGGCGAGGGGAAGAAGUGUCGUAAGGUGUACGGCAUGGAGAAUCGAGACAUGUGGUGCACCGCCUGCCGCUGGAAAAAGGCAUGCCAACGCUUCCUCGACUGAUAACACACACACACACACACACACACACAUACACACACACACACACACGCACACAUACACACACACACACACACACACACACACACACACACACACACACACACACACACACACACACACACACACACAUCUUUGGCCUGCCGCUGGGAGAAGGAAGCCCAAUCCUGGAAUUGAUGCUGAUUGAUCCCGCCUCCUCAGCCUCUCCUCUCUUGUUACCACGGAGACCAGCUUUGAGUGGCGGAUGGAUGAACUGGCGAUCCUGGCAGGUGCUUCCUCCUGCAUACACAAUAUCACCGUCCUCCCUUCGUGCACACACACACACACACGCGCACACGCACACACACACACACACACACACACACACACACACACACACACACACACACACACACACACACACACACACACACACAAACACACACAUACACACACAAGGACGUAAUUCGUCCAUCUUCCUUUCUUCCAGCCCUUACUUGUUGGGAUUUUGGUCCUCAGCUUCAACCCUCUACCUACAUGCAUACACUAUAAUACACAACCACACACACACAUCCUGCAGCUAUAGUCCUAUUGAGAACUGACCAAACACAGACACUGACACACACUUACACAUGUGCACACACAAACAGGAUAAAGCAUACGACAAUACACACACACAC